This is a messenger RNA of Stegostoma tigrinum, 2565 nucleotides long. Its product is annotated as tetraspanin-17. Lineage: Eukaryota; Metazoa; Chordata; Chondrichthyes; Orectolobiformes; Stegostomatidae. Gene Ontology annotation, biological process: protein maturation; protein localization to plasma membrane; regulation of vascular endothelial growth factor signaling pathway. Gene Ontology annotation, cellular component: membrane. The record is from RefSeq and is a predicted model, not a curated record. The transcript is spliced from 8 exons. Bases 338 to 1144 code for a protein of 268 amino acids.
CAGGUGGUACGGGGCUGAAUGCGCAUGCGCCCUGAUCGAUGGUCGCGGCGGCGGCGGCGGCGCCGGGGGAGGCCGAUGUGUCGGUGACCGGGGACUAACCGCAUGGAGCUGUGAGCGGUAUCGGCGCAGGGCCGCCUCUCUGCCCGGACCGAAGGCCAAUGUCGGUGCAGGCGCACUCUGUCCUGAUGCGGUGGCGGGGCCUCGGACACUGCCUUCUCCCGUUCGCUGCUGAGCUUCACUGAAGGCGGCUGUCCGCCUCUCGGGGUGUUUUUUUCUAAACGUUUGUUUUAUCUUGAAAAGAAAACCCUUUCUCCCUCCUGAGUUUUUCCAGAUCACCAUGUCCGGGAAACAUUUCAAAGGACCUGAAGUUAGUUGCUGUGUUAAAUACGUUCUGUUCGGCUUCAACAUCGUGUUUUGGUUGCUGGGCGCAGCAUUUCUUGGAAUAGGCCUUUGGGCAUGGGCUGAAAAGGGUGUUCUUUCCAACAUCUCCUCUAUUACAGAUCUGGGAGGGUUUGACCCAGUAUGGUUGUUUAUUGUGGUAGGUGGAGUGAUGUUCAUUCUCGGAUUUGCUGGCUGUAUUGGUGCACUCCGUGAAAACACAUUCCUGUUGAAGUUUUUUUCAGUAUUUUUAGGUCUAAUUUUCUUCUUGGAGUUGACAACGGGAAUACUAGCAUUUGUCUUUAAGGACUGGAUCAAGGACCAGCUCAACUUAUUUAUCAACAAAAAUGUUCAAGCCUAUAGAGAUGACAUAGAUCUUCAGAACCUUAUUGAUUUUGCACAGGAAUAUUGGUUGUGCUGUGGUGCUCGAGGACCCAUUGACUGGGACUUAAAUAUCUACUUUAAUUGUACAGAUUUCAACCCAAGCAGAGAGCGAUGUGGUGUUCCAUUUUCCUGCUGCAUCAAAGACCCUGCGGAAGAUGUCAUUAACACGCAGUGCGGAUAUGAUGUUCGGUUGAAAAUCGAAAUAGAUCAACAAGAUUAUAUUUAUACCAAAGGAUGUGUUGGGCAGUUUGAGAAGUGGUUGCAGGAAAAUUUGAUAGUGGUUGCUGGAAUCUUCAUUGCUAUUGCUUUACUGCAGAUAUUUGGAAUUUGCCUAGCACAGAAUCUGGUGACUGACAUUAAAGCUGUCAAAGCCAACUGGUGAAAUUCAAGAAAAACAAUUUAAAGCCAAGUAGCAAACUGAAGAGCUGUGGAAGGCACAGUUGUAAAAGCACAGUGGAUGAAAGUCACUGACGUAAAUGUAUUUCAUCUCUGAUGCUAUGAGACCUGUGGAUGUAGACCAUGAGGCCGCUGUAUAGCAAAAGUCUUUUAUUACGGCAGCAAGAAAAACCUUAAAUUUUGUUAAUAAUGGUUUCAAAGGGAUCAAUAGCAGUUUGUAGUUGAUGGAUAUUUUGAAAUGUUACUUGUCUCUAUGUAUAGACCACCACAAAUGUAUUACGUUUGUUACUGUUAAAAAUAAUGUGGUUUUAGAUGUUUUCUAUGAGGUAGGGUAGGGGCACUAAAGGGGAUACAACUGCUGACUCGGUUGUAGGUAACAAAUAAUUUCUGGGCUAUUAAAUAGUCCAGUCCUGUCUAUCUAAUGUGAACAUUUUGUGAAAUACGUCCAUUUAAAAAUCCAGUGGCAGAAAAAAUUAGCCUAUGCAGAUUUCAAGAUUUAGAUUCAUCAUGCAGUGCGGCUAGACAGUACUUACCGAUGUUUUUUUCAGACUGAAUUCACAUGAAUAUUGUUUUAACCUCAUGUUUUUGUUUGUACCUCUUUGUUACAAAACAGAAAAGAUGAGUAGUGUUUUACUAUUCUUGCUCUUCAGCAAUGACUUCAGUUAUUGUUUUUUUUUUAAAAUCUACUGAUCACUGACAGGAUUCAUAUGAUGGAAGGGAGGACUACAAGAAGGUUAACAAUGUCAGGUGCUUAUUAAAAUAGAUUUAUAGAUAAAUAUGUGUUACUUGUUUGUUUCUUUUAAAAUAACUUUACCACAUUGCUUGCACUAAAAUGUCCUUUUAAACUGGUGGUGCAAACUUGUCUACUCAGGAAAUUUACUUUAAAUUAUUCUACAUAGUAUUAAAUGCUACAAUGUUGAGUUCAGUCUCCCAAGACUGCAAAGUGAGAACAAUACAAACCCUUGUAUCUCAGCUGCUACUUUUAAACAAUCGCCUUCUAAGAUUUGCAUGAUUGUUUUAUGUUUCUAUCACUGCAAGCUUCAAUUUUAAUACAGAAGUCUGAAAUUCCCAUGAAUGAUGUAACUGGUAGUUACGUUAAACUUUACACUUUUUUAUGAUGUUGAAAAGUAUUUGGUAAUUUCUUCAGAAUCAUACUUGCAUUCACUGGAACAUAUGAAUAAUGGUAAACAAACAAAGUCAAUACGAACCUAUUUUCGUAAAAUUUCAAGUCAAACAUGUCCUGAGGAAAGUAUGUACCUUUUGGCUAUUUUCCCUUAAUUUUUCUUUAUGCAUAGUAAUUAAAGUUUGUAGCCAACAAACCAUUGUUAAUGCAUGUUAGACACAUGUUUAAGAUGACUGUGUUCUACUGUACUUAAAAUUUAUUAAAAACUACAUUUUACAACCUGA